GCCGGGCGGGGACCAGCGGGGGCGCCGGCGGGGGUGCGGAAUCCGCGGCCGGGGUGGGGGGGUGGAGGCGCCACCGCGUGCCGCCGCGCAGGCGCGCAGCCGUCUCCGCGUGAGUGCGCGCAGUCGCGCCCCUGUCCCCGCGCGGGCUCCGUAGCGCGUGUGCAGGCUGACGCAGCUCGCGGGCCCUCCUCCUGCUCUGCAGCGGCGUCGGCGGAGUUUUGGGCGUUCGGGAGGGGGCACGGGAGCGAGAGUCCAGAGAGGGAGGCGGCGGCGGCGGCGGGGAGGAGGAGGAGGAGGAGGAGCAGGCGCCGCCAUGGCCGCCGCUAUCACCGACAUGGCCGACCUGGAGGAGCUCUCCCGCCUGAGCCCUCUGCCCCCCGGCAGCCCCGGCCCGGCGGCGCGGGGUCGGGCUGAGCCGCCAGAGGAGGAGGAGGAGGAAGAGGAGGAGGAAGAAGAGGCGGAGGCCGAGGCGGUGGCGGCGCUGCUGCUGAACGGCGGCGGCGGCGGUGGGGGCGGUGGAGGCGGCGGCGGAGUGGGGGGCGGCGAGGCGGAGACGAUGUCGGAGCCGAGCCCCGAGAGCGCCAGCCAGGCCGGGGAGGAUGAGGACGAGGAUGAGGACGAGGAGGAGGAGGACGAGAGCAGCAGCAGCGGCGGGGGCGAGGAGGAGAGCAGCGCCGAGAGCCUGGUGGGCAGCAGCGGCGGGAGCAGCAGCGACGAGACGCGCUCGCUGAGCCCCGGUGCCGCCAGCAGCAGCAGCGGGGAUGGGGACGGCAAGGAGGGCCUGGAGGAGCCCAAGGGACCGCGGGGCAGCCAGGGCGGCGGCGGGGGCGGCAGCAGCAGCAGCAGCAGCAGCGUCGUUUCCAGCGGCGGAGAUGAGGGCUACGGGACCGGGGGAGGCGGAAGCAGCGCGACCUCCGGGGGCCGGCGAGGCAGCUUGGAGAUGUCGUCGGAUGGGGAACCCCUGAGCCGCAUGGACUCGGAGGACAGCAUAAGCAGUACUAUAAUGGAUGUAGACAGCACAAUUUCCAGUGGGCGUUCAACUCCAGCAAUGAUGAAUGGACAAGGAAGCACUACUUCUUCAAGCAAAAAUAUUGCCUAUAAUUGUUGUUGGGACCAGUGCCAGGCUUCCUUCAACUCUAGUCCAGAUCUGGCAGAUCACAUCCGUUCCAUACAUGUAGAUGGUCAGCGAGGAGGGGUAUUUGUUUGCUUAUGGAAAGGUUGUAAAGUAUAUAACACUCCGUCAACCAGUCAGAGUUGGUUACAGAGGCAUAUGCUGACACACAGUGGAGACAAACCUUUUAAGUGUGUUGUUGGUGGCUGCAAUGCCAGCUUCGCUUCUCAGGGAGGGCUAGCUCGCCACGUACCCACACACUUCAGUCAGCAGAACUCCUCAAAAGUUUCUAGCCAGCCAAAGGCCAAAGAAGAAUCUCCUUCUAAAGCUGGAAUGAACAAAAGGAGGAAAUUAAAGAACAAAAGACGACGCUCAUUACCACGACCACAUGAUUUCUUCGAUGCACAAACACUGGAUGCGAUAAGACAUCGGGCCAUAUGCUUUAACCUCUCAGCUCAUAUAGAAAGUUUAGGGAAGGGACACAGUGUUGUUUUUCAUAGUACUGUAAUAGCUAAGAGAAAAGAGGAUUCUGGAAAGAUAAAACUUUUGCUUCAUUGGAUGCCUGAAGACAUUCUGCCUGACGUGUGGGUGAAUGAAAGUGAACGACAUCAGUUAAAAACUAAAGUAGUUCAUUUAUCAAAGCUACCCAAAGAUACUGCCUUGCUUUUGGACCCAAACAUAUACAGAACAAUGCCGCAGAAGAGGUUGAAGAGAACUCUGAUAAGAAAAGUGUUCAAUUUGUAUUUAAGCAAACAGUGAACGACAUUUGCAAUCAACUAAAAAUUCGUCUAUCGAAUUAGGGCUGAAAAUUUCUGUUAAAGAGUGUUGCAGUAUGUCUGGUGGCUCCCCUUUCAGGACUAGGGUUUUCUCAUGGAGUACAGUAUGUUAAUAUUUACCUAUAUAACUAAUCUGUUAACGGUUUUUGAAAAACCUUUAUUUCAAAUUAUUUGAAUAAUCCUCAUAUUUUCAUUUUAACCUAUAUAAGCCUCUAAUUUUUUUUUUUCUGAGGAAAGCAUUUGGUUUAUGAGUUGUUUUUUCUUAACAUAAGAAAAACUGUAUUUUUUUUUUUAAAGUAUCUUCAAACUGAAUCCUUUAUGCACCAAAGUUGGUUUUGAAAAGGAAAAUAAAAUCACUUUCUUGCUUGGUAAGCAAGAAGCCAUAUGGAUUUUUUUUUUAACUUACAGAAAUGGAAAUAUGUGUAACUUGUUAGUAUUGUAUCAAACAAAUGUUGCAUAGAGAUAAUAGAACAUUGCUUGUAAAUAAUUCAGCAGAUUUGUAAUAUAUUUUUAUAUUAUGAAAUGUACUGUAGAUGUUUUUCUAGAGGCAUGAAAAGUUAAAUGUAUAUAUUAUGGGUAGAGAUAAUAUUGAAGGAUAUUGUAAUUCACUAGUGCUGCCAGAGGAAUUGUUAAUAAAGCACCUUCUUUAACAAUAAAUGUCUUUUGCAGACUUAAGGGACUAUGUACUACUGUUAAUAUCUGUAAGAACAAAACACAUUGAACAUCCUUCCAGAAAGUCUUUGGGGGAGGACCUAUACCCAUAAUAGAAUUAUGGCACUCAUUUCUGACAGUGACCGUGAAAUCAAUUAUUUCCUUACUGUUGGAAGGACAUAUUGUAAAGUAUGUGGUUAUAUGCAGUCAAACUGCAGAAAAUACUCCUGAUUAAGGAGUUUUCACUUUACUACAGUGAUAUAAAAACCAGCAGUUUUUACACUAAAAUUUUUUAAAGAAAGAAUAGACAAAAAUAUAGAAUUAAUAAGCCUUUUGGUUCCAAAAUGGGAAAGGUUCCAUGAUACAUAAGUCAUUUCUCAUUUACUUUAAAAAAUUUAAAAAAAAUAAUAAAAAUUAUGGGAGACUUUAUUCGUUAACAAUGGGGUAAAGAGCUAUAUACAUGAAGUGAGUCAUAUAAAAUUAAAUGAAGUGCAAAUAAAAGCACUGCUUCUAUAAGACAUUCUGGAAUGGUUGUUUAAUAAGGGUAUUAUUCAUAUGACUUGUAGCAAAUGUGAUUUUAUUUUUAAAAAGAAGAAAAGCAGUGUGUUUUCUUACUAUUUUUUUGUUUUCUUUUGCUUAAGCACUUCAUCAGUUGCUUUAUUCUGUAUCUACGAAGUAAUCUGCAAUCUCCUUUGUUCUUUUUAAAUUUUGAUUUGUUAUAAAAUUGCCAAAUAGAAGUGUUUCAGAUAUAUAGUUUGUACCUGUAUUUUUAUUUUAUUGCCUCAUGUUCUUGUAAGUCAUUCUUAAUUGACCGAUGAUUGUAGACCUUGCCUGAGUAUUUUUUCUAAUAAAACAAAGCAAAUCACAUUUAGUUUCAAAAUUGUAACAAUUCAAUUAAAUUUUAAAACAUCUAAAAUAUACAUCUAUUUUCUUCAGGGGCACAGCGAAUAGAUUAGUUUUCCCAUUGUGUAGAAAUACUAAGAUAUCCAAACCAAAUUUCAUGGUUAUUGAUUAGCCUCUGAGUACUCAGUCACUCAAGAUACUCUGCUGCUUAUCUGACUUUGUUCUGAUACUACUUACACACCAAAAAGAAUAUUGAAUCAAAAUGAAAUAGUUUUAUAACUUGUAUGUAUACAUAUAUACACACAUGCAAUUAUGAUUGGGAAACAAGUGUGGAAAUUUUUAUUUUAUAGUGUUCAUUUAGUGAUAGCUAUCCAUCUAUAUUAUUCUUCCUACCCCUGUGGCCCCCCCUGCCCCCCAAUAUAUGACAUAUUUGUAAUAUGGCACCUGAAAUAAUUAGUCUCUUAUUCAAAAUCCACUGUCUUUUCAGCAGCAGGCAAAACUGCAGCUCACAGGCAUACCCAUUCAUUUACUUGUGACUGCUUUCUCCCUGUUGUGGCAGAGCUGAGUAGUGACACUUUAUUGCCUGCAAACUUAAAAUACUUACUGUCUCACCUUUUAAGGAAAAAUUUGCCAAUCCCUGGUUAUAGUUGAUAAGUUUUUCUGAAAAAUAAAGCUAGACCGCACAACUUAUAUUUUAAUAUGAUAGUAUUAUCUUGGUAAUAAGCACAUUAAAUUUCAGUGAGCUGUUUAAUAUACAUCAGAGUAAAUAUUGCCAUAUUAGGUACAUGCAACAAAUGAUGGGGUUUUUUUUUUAACUUUUACGUUGGAGUUCUUAAUAGUUACUAACAUUUCGCCGUUUGUUUUUGUAUUUUGUUUUGUUUUACUAAAUAGGACUAAAUGAGAUUUUGUAAAUCAGAUCAUGUUUAAAUCAUACGGCACAUCUGCUCUAUCUGAAAGAAUCUUGGAAGUGGAAAAUACUGUAAAAUUUAAAGUUGUUUAUUUUUCUAAUAAACUUACUUUUUCAUAUAUAAA
Molecule: messenger RNA, 4413 nt
Organism: Balaenoptera musculus (blue whale)
Lineage: Eukaryota; Metazoa; Chordata; Mammalia; Artiodactyla; Balaenopteridae
Gene: AEBP2
Product: AE binding protein 2
Exons: 9
Coding region: 314-1870 (518 amino acids)
Biological process (GO): regulation of transcription by RNA polymerase II
Cellular component (GO): ESC/E(Z) complex
Source: RefSeq, a predicted model, not a curated record